Molecule: messenger RNA, 1053 nt
Organism: Entamoeba invadens IP1
Lineage: Eukaryota; Evosea; Mastigamoebida; Endamoebidae
Product: tyrosine protein kinase CSK, putative
Exons: 1
Coding region: 1-1053 (350 amino acids)
Biological process (GO): protein phosphorylation
Molecular function (GO): protein kinase activity; ATP binding
Source: RefSeq, a predicted model, not a curated record
AUGAUUAAAUUCAUUAAGCACAAAAGAGAUACCAGUGGACUCACGCUCUUCAAAUUAAAGCACACAAAUAUGAUUUUUGUUGAUAUGGCAGACAGUCUGACAAUUCACACCAGAAAUGAAGAAUUUGUGAUCACCUAUGAUGACCAAGACUAUGAGGAAAUUGAUGUUAACAAAGAAAUCAAAAAUCUGUUUUCUAUUGGAAACACAACAAACCACAAAGUGAAGAUUCAGUUCACUUCUAAAAGUGAUAUUGAAAAAUACACAAUCCGUUUUGAACCUUCAAUUGUAACAAUUCCCCCAAAAUUUGCGUGUGAAUUUAGUCUAUUUCUUAAUCCAUUGUGUACAUCGACAAUAGACAGUACUUUUGUUGUUAGUUAUCUCUUUACCACAAGUGAUGGUACAUCAUGUGCACAUCAUGUUAAUUUUAAAUACACCACCAAACUAUCAACACGACUUGAUCCAGACGAGUUGGUUGAAGAGAAGAAACUUGGAGAAGACUCUUUUGGAAUUGUGUUUAAAGGUAUUUUCAGAGGAAAUAUCGUUGCUAUCAAAAAGAUGAAAAAUUUUGUCAAUUCUUCACAUCAAAUGGAAGAAUUUGAGAAUGAGGUUUUAAUGUUAGACAAGUUGAGAAGUGAAUUUAUCGUUUACUUUUAUGGCGCUGUAUUCAUACCGAGCAAGAUAUGUAUGGUCACCAAAUUUGCACAAUAUGGAAGUUUACAAGACUUGAUGAAAAAUAAAAAGAGUGAAAUUAUGAAUAUAAAACUUUGUGUCAAAUUCAUGUUAGACGCUUCAAAGGGAAUAUUAUAUCUUCAUGAGAAUGGGAUGCUACACAAAGACAUCAAACCAGACAACAUCUUCGUGUUGUCAAUAAAUUUGAAUGGUGUAAAUGCAAAGUUAACUGAUUUUGGAAGUGCUAGAAAUGUCAAUUUAUUGAUGACUAAUAUGACCUUUACAAAAGGAAUUGGAACACCAAGUUAUAUGGCGCCCGAAAUGUUGAAACAAAAAAAACACGAAAUGUGCAGACGUGUAUUCAUUUGCAAUAACCAUGUUUGA